AUGGUUAAACUUCAGUUGCUGAAGCAGGAUCAAUAUUCACCCACCAAUCGGAUAAUAAAUGGAGAAAAUGCAGUUUCCAAACAAUUUCCGUAUCAAGUCUAUUUAGAAGAACAUAUAAAUUAUGAUUGGAGACCUAAUUGUGGUGGUGUUAUAAUAUCGAAUAGAACAGUCCUCACAGCAGCUCAUUGUAUAUCGGAUUCAAUAGAUGCCCUUAAAAUCUACUUUGGAGCUGUUGACAGAACUAAUAUUUAUGAAACGGGACAACAACGUUUGAUAGUAAAGCGAAAGAAUAUUAUCGUUCAUCCAGAGUAUGAUCCAAUCCAAUUUCUUAAUGAUAUUGCUCUGAUCAGAUUACCAGCCGAAAUUAUAUUUGAUGAGUAUAUUCAGCCUGCUAAGUUGCCUGAUCCAGACAAAUUAUAUGAUAACGAAAUUGGAGUUGUUUCCGGUUGGGGCAUAUCUGAUAGAGAUUCCUGGAAUUUGCCAAAUAAUCUACAAAUGCAAACCACUUCAUCGUAUAUUUGUUUGAAGCCCAGUCAAGGCAGGCCAUGUAAAGGCGACUCUGGUGGCCCACUGGCAAUUCGGAAUGAAGAUGGAACUAGUACUAUAGUGGGCCUCACAUCGUUCGGUAUGGACGGCACUUGUCCGCCCAAUACGCCUGUUAUUUUUACAAGAGUCUCAUCGUUUUUACAAUGGAUAAAAGAAAAUGAAUGAAAAAUACGAGAAAAUUUGAAAAAUAAAUAAAUAA
Molecule: messenger RNA, 745 nt
Organism: Drosophila albomicans
Lineage: Eukaryota; Metazoa; Arthropoda; Insecta; Diptera; Drosophilidae
Product: collagenase-like
Exons: 6
Coding region: 1-711 (236 amino acids)
Biological process (GO): proteolysis
Molecular function (GO): serine-type endopeptidase activity
Source: RefSeq, a predicted model, not a curated record